Messenger RNA from Plectropomus leopardus (leopard coralgrouper), 902 nucleotides. The record is from RefSeq and is a predicted model, not a curated record. Lineage: Eukaryota; Metazoa; Chordata; Actinopteri; Perciformes; Serranidae.
AUGGCGGUGCUGAGUCCGUGUCCUCUGCUGGUUAAUGAAACUUCAGGUGGUGUCCUCAUUGUGUUGGCCUGGAUCCUGUUUGUUCUCACUCUCUCCUAUGUGAAGGUGAUCAUCGGGGUGAUCCUGCGCGAUGAGGGCCACAGCGCCCUGGUGUGGUGUGGAGCUGUGGUGCAGCUGGGCUCUCUGCUGGGAGCUGUCACCAUGUUUCCUCUGGUCAGUGUGUACAGCUACUUCUCAUCGGGGGACCCGUGCAACACAAGAUGUCCCUGAAUGAAGAAGUCAUGAGACCACAGGCAGAUAAACCUCGACAGGUGUCACGUCUUCGUCUGAAGAUUGUUGUUUUUUAUCACGAUUUAUUUACGUUGCAAAAUCUGAAUCUUAUGUGAGAGAUUCAACUUGUUACAAGAAAAGCAAACAGACAGGGGUGAAAAAGUUAUACUGUCGCUGAAAAUACUCCACUACAAGUAAAAGUCCUGCAUUCAAAACUGUACUUCAGUGUUAUCAGCUAAAUUUACUUAAAGCAGAGAUACACAACUUACGGCCUGCGGACUAAAUCUUGUCCUCAAAGUGGUGCCAGGUGGCCCACAACCAUUCUCUAAUUCACAAUAAAAAUUAAGAGAUUCACAUUUGUACUUUUAGUACACAUAAAGUGCCAUAGUGCAUAAAACAGCAUCAAAAGGGCUUGUUCUUCAAAAAAAAUUCCAGUGUUGGAUCCCCUGCACCCACCAACAGAGGUCGCAGCUAAGCCCCAUUUGUCCUAUAAUCCUAAAAAUGUCCUGAUAUCAUGAAAAGCCUAGAAAUGUCUUGAAAUGUCAGCUAUAAAUAAAAUGUUUUAACGUUUUCUAAAAAUAGGUGAUCAUGGUUAAAGUUGUGCAUUUGUGCCAAGCAGCCCCAUCACGGGG